AUGGCAGCGGUUGAAUUGCACAAACUCAACGGUGACACGUCGUGGCUGUUUCGUCUGCCCUGUUUGUCAAGCGUGGAUGCUACCGCUACGUUCUACAACGUGAUCCUCGAUCCAUGGCUGCAUCCGACGCCGCAGACUGACGGUUCGCCGCUCUUUUCUCGUCAGACACGUACCGAGCCUGCAGCCUUUGCAUCGAUAGGAGCCCUCGAUGAAUGGCUUCGAGAUCGAAGCCAAGGUGAGGAACGAGUAGAUGCGAUCCUCUUCAGCCAUUCUUUCACCGAUCACAUUCAUCCCCAGACUCUCGCCGAUCAUGCUUCAUUGGCUGUGCUGCGACGAGUUACGGUGUUUACGACCACAGAUUCGUCUGCCGCGUUGAGAUGGCUCAAAGUCGCUGUGGACCAUGAAAAGGUUGUCAAUCUCUGUUCGGUUGAUUUUGGGCACGAUACAGAUCAGAAUCGAGUCCUGCCCCAGGGGAUAUCAGUACAGCAUCUGCCGGCUAAGGAUUGGGCAUUGAGUCCGGCUUGGUCAAAACUGCACGGUGCGAUUCUGAUUAGGUGUCAAAAUACAGCCCGACCCGUCCAAAUCGUAUACUCGCCCCAUGGAAUCACACCUACCUCACUUACCGCAAGUGUCAGACAAAACGACGAGGAUGCCAAACGCAUUCUCAUCCACAGCUUCGACCGUCAAACCCUACCUUUGAUCGGUGUAGUCUCGUGUGGCUUGCCCAACAUCUUACAACUGAUCCCAGCGUUCAAGCCGCAUCUCAUACUGGCUACCCACGACGAGCAUAAGCAAGCAGAAGGCCUGGUUGGACAUCUUCUCAGAAGGGAGCACUUCUCUUUGGAUCAGGCUACCCAGCUUGUGUCGCGGCUUCGAGCGCCCACUGUAAAAAGGCUGCAUUGCGUCUUGAAACAAUUGGCGCCUGGCGAAAGUAUUUGCAUCGUCUAG
Messenger RNA from Mycosarcoma maydis (corn smut), 948 nucleotides. RefSeq lists its product as uncharacterized. Lineage: Eukaryota; Fungi; Basidiomycota; Ustilaginomycetes; Ustilaginales. The record is from RefSeq and is a predicted model, not a curated record. The transcript has a single exon. The coding region runs from base 1 to 948 and encodes 315 amino acids.